AUGCCGCAGCUCCAUCUCCUCCUGUGGCUUUGUAUGUGGUCAGCCAGAGUCAGAGCCGAAGAAGAUGAGCGUGACCUUGCCUUCAAACUUCUUUCUGACAUGGGCGCCAGGGACAACGACACGGAACUGAUCGUAGAGGUUGAGGAUGGAAGAGUGGUGCGCAUUUGGGCCCCACUAAAGCAGCUGAAGGGCAGCAUCCCGGUUGAGCUUGGCAACCUCACUGCUUUGCGGGUCCUGAACCUCCGUGAAAACCAGCUCACUGGUGAGAUUCCUACUCAGAUCGGCAGCCUGGUGCACCUCAGAAACCUCUUCCUCUCUGACAACAACCUUGCUGGCCACAUUCCCAGCGAGAUGGGCCACAUGGCAAGCCUCACGCUUCUCGACCUGAGUCACAACAAGCUCACUGGCCGGAUCCCGCCUGAAGUGGGAAACAUGACCGACCUCGUCACGCUUCAUUUGAGUGGCAACAGGCUCACCGGCCCGAUCCCGAUGACAAUCAGCCGUCUCAUUUCCUUGCAGUACUUGCGACUUUCUGACAACAACCUUACCGGCCCGAUCCCGCCCGUCAUUGGCCGGCUGACUGCUUUGCAGGAGCUGUUACUGACGCACAACCAGCUUGCUGGGCCUAUUCCCAGCGAGAUCGGUGACGUGGUAAGCCUCAGACACCUCCGCUUGUCUGGCAACAAGCUCGCCGGGUGGAUCCCGCCUGAAGUGGGGAAGAUGACCAACCUCCUCACGCUGGGUUUAGCCAGGAACAAGCUCAGUGGCCCGAUCCCGCGGACAAUAGGCCGCCUCACGGCCUUGGCGUAUUUGAACCUGGAUGAAAACCAGCUUGCCGGCCAAUUCCCGCGUGAGAUUGCUGAACAGCUUCCCAAGCUUGAAAUAGUCACGCUUCAUCAGAAUUUCCUGGAGGGCCAAUUCCCUAGCCACUGGGGUAGUGCAGCAAGAUUGAUGGUGCUGACCCUGCAUGAGAACCGGUUUCGGGGAUCGCUGCCCAGACUGCAGAACAUGACCAGGCUGAGAUUCCUCACACUGCAUGGUAACCAUUUCUCUGGGACCGUGCCCAGACUCGACUUACCCAAAACCGCGAAGGCCACCCUGCACAGUAACCGCUUCAGCUGCCAACUGCCGGCAAGCCUGGGGCUCGAGGGCGUGCGUGCCACUGUCGUAAUGGGCAAUAUGGUUGGCAUAGGAGAUAACAUCGCUGCAGACUGGGUGAGCCCGACGGAAGUGCAGGAUUUCUUAUAUGUCUCAAGCACGAUCUGGUGGGGAAAUGUCCUUGUGUUGGCAGGCUUGCCGGUCGCAUUCCUGGUUGUAGGGGUGAUCUACCGCCAAUCGCGGCAAGCUACAGCUGGAAGUACAGAGGUGCUUGCUCCUGACAUUCAUGCCUCGUGGAUGCAGAGCCUGCGGCUUUCGCUGUGGAUUGCAGGGCUCUGCGCCCCACUGCUGCCAGCUUACCUCCACGGCGCACGGUACUACGAGUGUGGCCAGCCGCUUGCGUGGAGCACAGCGGCCUACUUGGAUGAGUCGCCUCUAACAGAGCUCUUCGUGGUUUUAGUCUGGAGCUUCACCACUCUCUUCUUCUCUGCAUCGGUCGCUGUUCUGCCGAAACCACGUGAGGCCCUCAGAGGAUCACCAAACAGGUCCUGGCAUGUCAGACGACAGCUUGCAUGGCUCCUUUGGAUCGUACCCGUCACGAUGGUCUCGCUACCUUCCAUCCUCUAUGUUGUGGCACAGGCCCUCCCGAAGGACAACACCCUGGUGCCCGACUCUGUCCUUGAGAUGGCGCACCACACGGCCCCCGCGCUAGUUGUCGCCUUCGACAUGCUGCUAGCAGCACCGCUCUCCAUCCGGUAUGGAGGUGUAUCUGGGAUCCCAGCGGACAGACUUCUGAUGGCGCUGAGGUCGUGCGCGGCAUGGCUCCUUCCGCUGCUCGCGGCACUCACUUUGCAGGAAAACUGCCUGGCAGGGUGGAAGACGUGGUGGACAGCCUGCGAUCCGAAAUCUAGGAUGAACGCUGAAUUCAAUUGGGCGCUCUCAAGUGGCGUCGUGGUCCUGAAUACCACGACAGACAUGUGUAGAGCAGAUCGUCGGAAUCUCUGGGAAGGCUCUUGCAGCAGAUCGGUAAUCCAAGCUUUAUCACCUCUAAUCCUGAGGAAGCUGUUGAUUCGGAUUACCCUGCAGCCCCUUGUGGUGGUCGUGGCUUGGCAAGCAUCCAAGCUGGAGGAUCAGCGGACCCUCGACGAAGGUGGCAGACAGCUGCGGCUGCUCGGCAGGAAGGCCAGUGGAUCCCUGGCAUCGAUGCAGCAGCAUGCGUAUUUCACUACCUUACUGGAAACUGCCAUUAUUUGGGGUCCGCUGGUUCCCCUGGUCAGCUUGGGCGUGGUUGCUGCGUUCUUGAGCAGCACGAUGCUACUUGAGAUUGGCCUGAGCUUUGGCGUCCAGCUGCCCACAGACGCAACCAACAAGGGGGCUGGACUGUCGCGCUCCUUUCUGCGACUUGCUUUGGCCACUAGCUGUUCUUUGCAGUUUUGGCAUGCCUUCAGCACUUCCAUGGCUGGGCGUACGAUUCUCCUGCUGAGCGCCAUGUUGGCAGCUGCUGUCAGCGCCUGGGGUCUCCCGCACGCCCUGCAGCCGCCUAGGAGGGAGGCAGACGAGCAAGAAAUGACGGAGAUGGAAGGGGCCAGUGCUGAAUUCCCGCCGCAGCGCAUCUCGUCACAGAGUGUGUCGUGA
Molecule: messenger RNA, 2733 nt
Organism: Symbiodinium sp. CCMP2592
Lineage: Eukaryota; Dinophyceae; Suessiales; Symbiodiniaceae
Source: the annotation of a GenBank genome assembly